AGAAACGUGGUCACGUAACCCCUGACCCCCAGCGUCACUUUGCGUCAUUUUGCCGGGAAUGUCGGACCACGUGUCUCCUGUCGGCGUGCUUGUUCUCUGACGUGCCGCUCAUCACUUUUCACUCUGAAACUAGCCGGGGCAGGGAGUACACUAGCAAGAUGGCGGCGCGGUGGGGAGCGGGCGAGGAGACUUUAACUGCGUGCAAUAUGGAUUUUUUCCCUAUGGAUACACUAGACGAGACUGUUGGGCUGAGCUCUGGAGAAACUCUGGAGGCCCUUCAAAGCUGCUUAGACCCAUCCAUCCUUUCUAUAUUUGAGGAAGCACCAACAAUAGAGACUAAGGGACUAGAUGAAGAGAGCGAAGCCACGCUGCUAACUGCCCUGACAGAGAUCCUUGACAAUGUGGAUGAUGAGAACCUGUCCCCGUUCGACACACUGCCUGACUCAGACCUGCUGUCAGGUCAGAAGGGCAGGGAACACUCUCCGCUCCGGAGAUUGCUGUGUCUGUCGCGUUCCCCUCCCGAGAAAGACAUACUAUGUAGCACAAGACCCAUAUCAACUGGAAAGAGCCUCCCCAGGAUACAGGCAGACUCUCUUCAGAGGAGUGAUGGGGAGGAAGAAGAUGAUGGCUCCCUCACUCUUAGCCCAGUGAGGCACGAUUCAUCUCCCGACAAUGACCUGUUAGACUGGGAAGGUCCGACCCUACCGCUUCCUGUCACCUUUGAGCAGGAGGGUGAAGAUGGUGUUUCAGUUAGCCUGGGGGACUUUGUCAGGCAUAUGCACCCGUACUGUAUGGCCAUUUGUGUAGAGAAUGACGAUGGGGAACAGAUGUUGCCCGAAGGAGGCAUCUUACUCGAGGUUGUGGACCGGGGGGAGAACGGAGAACCCAUCCUGGCCAUCCCAGACAUAGAUCUCCCAGUCUCUCUGCCACUUAAAGAGCAGUCUUCAGAAAAUGAGCAGAAACUUAGAGAUGAAGCCUCUGACAGUUUGGAGCAUAUAGUCAUUGAUGAUGAAGACGUAACAGUCAGCGAGGCUCCAGUUAAACUUACAGCCCCUGCAACAUCAGACCUAUGUUCAGAAAUGAAAGAUGCAAUGAUCAAGAGACAAAAGGAAGAGAUUAAAGAGAAAAGCCCCUCCUGGAGGAAAAAGAAAAAGAAAUACAAGGAACAGUGCCAACCAGAACCUGUGGAGGCAAGGGUCCUUAGGAGUGGCAAAGUAAGAAAGAUGGCGCAGAACGCAGCAAGAAAGCCUGAAAAAGGGUCAGUCAAAGAAGUGAAGAAACACAAAGUCCCAAAAGUUCCUCUUGCCUUGACUCCAACUUCUUCGUCUUUAAAACCUAAGAAACAAAAUCAAUGCCAAACUGAAACAGAAAUAGCCACUACAACACUAUUGCCUGAAAUGAAUGUGCAAAUUGCCACAUUUGUGCCACCCAGACAGGACGCUGCUCUGCUAAAAGAUAGCUCUGAGCAGAGUCAGCCUAGCUGUUCACCCACAGCAGUGAGGGCCGGCCAGCCUGGUGAAACCCCGAAACAGCCAGGCCCAGCCCCCGAGAAGCUACAAGAUUCAUCAGCAGCUCCCUCUGCUGUCCUUGCCCCGCUGUCUUCAGAGAGCCCUGCAGCUGCUGAUAGCCCCCUAACACCCCAGAUGACACAACCUGUUUGUGAGGCCCUCCCCCCUGUGGCCACUGCAGUCCCAGAGCCCAAACCCAAAUCACUCAGUCUAGAGGAGUACCGUCGGCUCCGACAGCAGAAAAAGCCAGCACCAGUGGAAAAACAAGACAAGAACAGCACCAAGUGGCCCAGCCUUCCAGAGCUUCCUAAAGAACUUCCUCCGAUUCCCUGCCUGCCUGACCCCAGCCCCAGGGAUCCACGACGCCCCAACCCCCAGGCAACAAAGAAGGAAGUGGAUGAGGUCAGACCUGCCUGGCAGCCAAGGGGACCAACUGCACCACCCACGCCUGAGGCACUGCUGGUGCCACCAGCCUACAUGGUUGCUUCAUCCAGCAAAGUUUCAGCUGCUACUUCUAUUCCUAAACCCCAGCAAACACCUGAACCUUCCAAACCUUCUCUACCCCAAAACCCCUCAGCUUUUGCCCCUAAUUCAGUGAUGGAUUUACCCUCACAUCAACAAACCAUUGCUCAGCCUGCAGUACCUUCUGUGCCUCAGAGCCCUGAGUCUCCAGCUGCUUUAAAACACGCCACUCAGGUCAUGUUGUCAGCAGAUGGGAGGGGUUCACCUGCGCUAUCAGGAGGAAAGUGCAGAGUUGAUGAUAGGCCCCAGGCUCAGCCUGUGUCUUUUAAGUCCAUAGAGCUCACUAAAACCUGUCCUAAAACCACUACAGAGUCGAUCAAAUCCAAUGCUGCUACUUCGUCUGCACUCAGUGCCCCCCAGAAGACCACUGUUGUUUCCCAAAAGGUGCCUGAGGUCACUGCUGCUACCACGUUAAUUAACCCCAUCACAGCUGAUAGCAAGUCCUCCAAACCCACAGCCAAUGGUACCCAGCUCAGUUCUUCUUCAGCUGCUCAUCCCCCAGACUCCCAUAGUCUAAAAGCAGAACCUGUUGUGCUUGAAACUAAAGAGAACCUCACCACAGCAGAGAAGCCCCAAAAGGCAAAGAGCCCCACACAGGUGCUGAUUGAGGCCUUCACCAGUGAGAUAGGUAUUGAAGCUGCUGAUCUGACCAGCUUGCUGGAACAGUUUGAGGAAACCCAAGCCAAAGAGGAGCAAUGUGUGCCGGAGGUCUCUGGUAGAGCAGCAGCUGUAGGAAACUCAAGUUUUGAGUUGGCUCCAGAGAAAACAGUUGUGGAGCGUGUGAGAGCUAAUGACCUCUCAAGUACUGCAGCUCUGACUCCUCCAGCCACUCCUCCCCACCAGAUGUGGAAACCUCUGGCCCCAGUGGCCCUGCUGGGGAAGAGCAAGGCCACUGAGGCCUUCAAGCCGAGCACCUCCAAGGUUAUCCAGAUAGAAGCUCGGCCACUGCCCUCAGUCAAGUCCCGCAGUAAACCCACUCCUGCCACCGUCGCUGUAGACCCUGACCUGGCAUGCAUGGACCAUGACUACUGCCUCCCCAACAAAGGCACUUCCACUGGAGAGUCAGGCAAGCGCUGGAAUGUCAAACAGCAAUCUUUUAUCACUAUUAAACCCAUCAAGCAACCCGCUACACCCGCCACACAGACACCCCCAGCUGCCCUAGCGUUGUCUGUCCCGUCUACUACAAACCCUGCAGUUAAAACCAAAAUACAAGGUUUUCCACUGACAGAGCCCCUGGAUCACAGGACAGAUGGGGUGGAGAGAAGCUCUGUUCUGGAGACUCCCGAUGCUUCUCCUGCUCGACAGGAGACUGAUUCCACUGUUAAAGAAGGAAGCCCCAGGAGAGGGCCUUUUGGGAGGGCCUACCGUCGACAUGCUGCUUCUCGCUCACCCAGCCCCAGAUCUAGCCCCAAAGAGAGGACUGGAGGCCGGUCUAGAAAGAGAAGAUCCCACCAUUCUCCCAGCCCUAUGACCAGUGGUUCAGAGUCAGACUCCCAUUCCUCUAGAUCUCGGUCUAGAUCACGCGCUCCAUCUAAGAAAAGGUAUCGUCCUCGUCACUCUGAGAGCAGUUCCAGCUCUUCAUCCCGUUCCUCAUCUCGGUCCUCUCCAUCUGUGUCCCGCUCCCCUCCCAGGAGGAGGAAUUACUCGUAUUCCUCCUCUCGUUCUGGCUCGUGGAGUCGCUCCAGGUCGCGGUCUCAAUCCCCUCAGAGACAAGCACAGUGGAGUAGAAGCAGAACAUUGUACAGCCCCUCAUAUAAACAUGGCUAUGGUAACAGUGCAAAGACAAAUGUGGAAGAGGUGAAGAGACGCAAGGGAAAAGCCAUUGAGGAGCGCCGGGUUGUUUACGUUGGUCGAAUUCGGGGUACGAUGACCCAAAAAGAGCUUAAAGAGCGCUUCUCUUUAUUUGGCGAGAUUGAAGACUGCACCUUGCACUUUAGAGACCAUGGGGACAACUAUGGCUUUGUGACUUAUUACGACACCAAGGAUGCUUUCACGGCCAUUGAAAAUGGAAGCAAGCUGCGCAAGCCUGAUGAGCUGCCGUUUGAUCUCUGUUUUGGUGGAAGGAGACAGUUCUGCCAGACCGGCUAUUCUGAUUUGGAUUCAAGUAGAGAGUACGAUCCAUUGCCUGUGAAAGGCAAGUUUCAUGCACUAGACUUCGACACUUUAUUAAAGCAGGCCCAGCAGAAUCUGAAGAGGUAACAGGAGGCCUGCAGCAGGAAGCAGCUGACACUUACCUCAGAGCCAACAGCUGGCUCCUCACCUGCAACACUGUCUUUACAUUUUAGUUGUUGCAUUAGUUUUUUUUUGUUUGUUUUGUUUUGUUUCUGCAAGCUAACACCUUCUAUUGAAGUGAAGAUUUGUAAUGAAAGUAGUAAAAGAAGUCAAAAAAAAGGAAUAAGUGAAAUAAAAUAAUUUUUUAAAAGUUUAUUUAAAUGUAAAAUCAAAUUUGACUUGUAUGGAGAGAAUCAUUUUUAAAAAGCUGGGAAAAUAUGUGGAAAGGAGCUCCCUAAAUCUUGGGAGAGGAUGUAACACAUUUAAAUGUACUACAAACCUAAAUUAAAAAAGAGAGAAACUGAAACGUU
Molecule: messenger RNA, 4612 nt
Organism: Xiphias gladius (swordfish)
Lineage: Eukaryota; Metazoa; Chordata; Actinopteri; Istiophoriformes; Xiphiidae
Gene: pprc1
Product: PPARG related coactivator 1
Exons: 14
Coding region: 159-4229 (1356 amino acids)
Biological process (GO): positive regulation of transcription by RNA polymerase II
Cellular component (GO): nucleus
Molecular function (GO): RNA binding; transcription factor binding
Source: RefSeq, a predicted model, not a curated record